GGUGUAUGUUUUGCCGUCAGGAAGCUUGCAGUUGGUUUGAAACCUGAUGUCAAAAUCAGUAAUAACGAGAAUGGGUGGAAUAUAAGAACAGAGAGUACCUUUAAAAAUACAGAUUUGUGCUUUGUACUAAAUGAGUUGUUUGAAGAAACCACAGCAGAUGGCAGGACAUGCAAGACUAUCUGUACACUAGAAGAUGGAAAAUUAAUACAACACCAGAAGUGGGAUGACAAGGGGGUAGAAAGGGAAUCCACAAUAACACGAGAAGUACAAAACGAUCAAAUGAUAACGACUAUCUUUACACUAGAGGACGGGAAAUUGAUACAAAGCCAAAAGUGGGAUUGCAAGGAAUCCAUUAUUACACGAGAAGUACAAAAUGAUCAAAUGAUAACGAAUUGCACAUAUGGUAAUGUGAAGUGUCGUCGGGUCUAUGAGAAAAAUUGA
Messenger RNA from Staurois parvus, 441 nucleotides. Lineage: Eukaryota; Metazoa; Chordata; Amphibia; Anura; Ranidae. The record is from the annotation of a GenBank genome assembly.